CGUCGCUGUCGCUGCUUGCCUGCCUGCCUGCCUGUCUGCCUGCCUGCUGCUCAAUUGCCGCUCGCUGCCGACGCUGUUGCAGUCGCUUACGUUAUUAUUUUUGUGUGGCCUACGUUGCGUUACGUUACGUCCCUUAUGGGGGCGCACUCGAUCGAAUUUUGUUACUGUUAAAACACACACACAUGUACGACUGUAUAUGGAGCAAAAACCGCAAUAAAUAGAGCACUCGAUAAGCGUGAGCCAGGGACCGAGCUCUGCGGGACCGAUCCUGCAGAGCCACACCAAAAAAAAACCCGGAAGGGCGGACGGACAUCCAUAGACAAUCAAUCCCCCCAAAAAAUCAAAUCAAAAAUCUGCCCGGAAAACGGAAAUUGUAUUAUUUUUUUUGUUUGCCGACAUGUGAUAUAUGCUAUAUUCGUACUUAUAACAAAAAGCACAUACAGAUACAGAUACAGUUACAGUUACAGUUACAGAUAUAGUGUGUAUCUGUGUAUCUGAAACAUGCUUCACGCUUGCCCCAAAGUUCUAAAAGUCAAGUGCAAUACAACAACAACAACAACAACAAAAACAACAACGACUACGAGUACGACAUCUAACAACUCUAUAGGACGGCUCAAGUGACGUUUUAUUGGCGCAAGGUGAACACAAAUAAUAGCUUAAAAAAAAAAAAACAACAACAAAAAUCCACACAUACACACAAACACACACACGCACGCACAUACACAAAAUACAGAACAAAUAAAGUACACAAAAACCAAAAACAAAUAAAAAAAACAAACAAAUAAAGCUCAAAUCGUAGGAGAGUUCAAAAUGUGCUUCUAAAUGAAUUUCUUAAAUUUUUUUUUUCGACUGGAGAUAAAAGCGUAAAAAAUCUAUUUUGUGCUUAAAUUUGGAUUAACAUUUAAGAAACGAAAAGAAGCCUUCCAGCCAGCGAGAGAAGCCCCAAGAUUACCAUAAUGAUGAAUCAGGAUAAUCCAUACGCGAUGAAUCAGACGUGCAAGGUGUGCGGAGAGCCGGCGGCUGGAUUCCAUUUUGGUGCUUUCACAUGCGAGGGCUGCAAGUCCUUCUUUGGCCGCUCGUACAACAACCUGUCGUCGAUCACGGACUGCAAGAACAACGGCGAGUGCAUCAUCAACAAGAAGAACCGCACCGCCUGCAAGGCCUGCCGCCUGAAGAAGUGCCUCAUGGUGGGCAUGUCCAAGAGCGGCUCCCGCUACGGCCGUCGCUCCAACUGGUUCAAGAUCCACUGCCUGCUGCAGGAGCAGCAGCAGCAGGCGGUGGCCGCCAUGGCGGCGCAUCACAACAGCCAGCAGGCGGGCGGCGGCGGUGGCGGUGGCGGCGGCGGACCGAGCGGCGGUCCUGGCGGAAUGAGUGGCAUGCCGAACGGGGUCAAGGGCAUGUCCGGCCAGGGCUCGGCGGCUGCUGCGGCCGCGCUGGGUAUGCUCGGGCAUCCCGGCGGCUACCCCGGACUCUAUGCGGCUGCCGCCGCUGGCGGCGGGGGUCCCCGAUCGAAGGAGGAGCUCAUGAUGCUGGGACUGGAGGUGAGCGGCGACUACGGGAUGCUGAAGCAUCCCUCGGUGGUGGCCUCCCCGUCCGUCAGCUCUCCCGACUCCCACAACUCCGACAGCUCCGUGGAGGUCUCUGUGCGGGGCAAUCCGCUGCUCCAUUUGGGGGCCAAGCCGAGCGCCGGCGGGGGCUGCGCCUCCACUCCCGGGGGAGAUGCCAACCAAUCGACGAGCACGGCGCCGGGCAGGCCGCCACAGCUGCAGCAGCGCAAGGAUCUGCCGACGUUCCACCUUCCGCUCCCCUUCCCCGGCCUCGGGUCGAUGUCUGUGAUGCCGCCGCCCCCCUUCCUGCCGCCCUCGCACCUCCUCUUCCCCGGCUACCAUCCCGCCCUCUAUCAGCACCAUCAGGGUCUGCUGAAGCCCACGCCCGAGCAGCAGCAGCAGCAGGCGGCCGUCGCCGCGGCAGCCGUCCAGCAUCUCUUCAAUUCGAGCGGCGCGGCGGGACAGCGCGGAUUCGCACCGACAGCCGCAUCCUCGCCCUUCGGGAACCACCAUCCGCUGGAGGAGGCGCCACCGGGCCACCCGCACAACCACAGCAGCAGCAACACCAACAACAGCCAGAGCCAGCACCAGCACCAGCACCACAUCCUGGCCAAUGGCGGCAAGGGAGUGUCGGCGGCGGAUGAGCUGACCAAACGCUUCUAUCUGGAUGCCGUUCUCAAGUCGCAGCAGCACGGCAGUCCGCCGCCGAUGGCCACCAAGCUGGCGCCGCUGCAGCACACCAAACAGGACUAUUCCAUAUCCGCUUUGGUGACCCCGAACUCUGAGAGCGGCGGCGGCGGCGGCAGGGUCAAGAGCAGGCAGAGCAAUGGUGGCCAGGGGGAGGAUGCAGCGAGAGAGGAUACAAGUGAUAAGGAGGAGAACGUGGAUGAGACAGAGGAUGAGCAUGACGAGGAGGAGGAGGAGGAGGAGGAAGAUCUAGUGGUGUCCAUGACGCCUCCGCAUUCGCCGGCGCAACAGCUGCAGGACCUCGACCACGACCACGACCAGGACCUGGCCCUGUCCCCCUCUGUGGCUCAGGAUAAUCCCAUUGAUUUGAGUAUGAAGACCACGGGGAGUUCUUUGAGCAGUAAAUCCAGUUGCCAGGACAUCGAGGUGGAACCGCCAGAGCCGCUGUCCAGCGAUCGAUCGGAGAAGAUCGAAGAUGACGACGAUGCAGUAGAGGAGGAGGAGGAGGCGCUGGAGGACGAGGACGAGGAGGUGAAAGUAACAGCCGAAGAUGGGGACGUGGACGAAGAGUAUCCAAAAGAACAGACCCACAAAAACAACAAAAACAACAACAACAACAGUAUCAGCAGUAACAACAAUAACAAUAACAGUAAUAAUAAUAACAAUAAUAAUAAUAACAAUAGUUUAAGUGAUAAUGAGGCCAAUGAUACGAUCAAACGGAAACUGGACGAGCUGAUCGAAGAGGCAUCCAGCGGCAAGCGUUUGCGUCUGUCGGAGGCGUCGCCCGUCAAGGCCCUGGCUCUGGAUCUAACCACAAAGGUCUAGGUCUAGGGCAACUAUCGAACUCCACUUCCUCCUCCACAGCCUGCCCCUCCAGCUCGUGCGUUCCGUUUGAGAGGGGGUUUGGGGGGGGCUUUUGGGGGCUUGAGAGAUGUUAUCACAUCGUUUAAAACAACUAACCAAAUGGCCAAAAUAUGCAAACGGCAGACGGCUAAAGGAGGAGACCCCGCCACGCCACAGACACAAUACGCGCAUUGAUUUGCAUAUAUA
Messenger RNA from Drosophila miranda, 3284 nucleotides. RefSeq names its product knirps-related protein. The record is from RefSeq and is a predicted model, not a curated record. Gene Ontology annotation, biological process: regulation of DNA-templated transcription. Bases 957 to 3059 code for a protein of 700 amino acids. Gene Ontology annotation, molecular function: sequence-specific DNA binding; DNA-binding transcription factor activity; zinc ion binding. The transcript has 4 exons. NCBI's taxonomy places the organism in Eukaryota, Metazoa, Arthropoda, Insecta, Diptera, Drosophilidae.